AUGGUUGGACUCGUUGCCGCGAGCUCCAAGAAGAUCUACGACCUCCGAGAUAAGUUGAAUAAUGCUCCAAAGGAUGUGGAAGACCUCUUGGAGCAACUUCGGACCUUCGAAAGCCUUCUUACGGAACUGAAUACGCAGUUGCAAGAUCACCAGAAUUCUGCUCCACCGCAAGAGACGCUUCAGCAAUUGUGGGGAAGUUCAGUCGCACAGAUGGAGCGAGACGUGCAGAGCUUACAAACCGUCCUCUCUAAAGUUGAACCUCUGCUCAAGAAGAAGUUGAAGAGCUCGAAAAUGCUGCUGCUAGCUCGUCAGAUACUUAGUGAGAAGGAGGUUGAACAAUAUCAGAGGAAGAUCGAUACACAUUGUGGCACUUUGACGAGCAUACAAGCGAUGGUCUGUGGCCGAAAGCUCGAUAAACUCUCCCAAAGUAUCAUCCAACUUGGCGACGAAGAUAGGACUGGCUUCCGGACUGCUUCCUCUCAACUUUCACAAUCCACGAGUCAACUGGGUGCUGAGUUCAAGGAUGGCUUAUCAAGGGUAUCGUCUCAACUUACCGGUACCGAGUCGGCGAAUGAAGUAAGACAUCAGACUGUUCUCGCUCACUUGGACGGUCAUGCCAAAUACGAUGAGCUCAAUACUGAGAAGAUGGAUGAAGUCUUCCAGCAACAGGGUAGGUCCAUCGAUAUGAAUGAAGCAGGCUUUCAAGCCAUUCAGUCCAGCCUGAUCGCCGCAUCAUCAUCCAAUUCCAAAGAUCACAACACCACUCAUGCUAUGCUCAGUCAAUGUCAGGGCCACUUACAGCAAAUACUCAGAAAUCACAUCACCUUCGGAACAGUUGAACACAGCGUACAUUUGCCGUCAACCCGCCCUAAAGCCUUGGAUUCUGCCACUUCAGAGACUACAGUAUUCUGGAACCAUCGAUUCCACCGCUUGCCGAUCGGAUCGCUGCAGAUCCGUCUGAUUCAGACUCGACAAACUAGGGAUUCGAGACGCUCGACCCCACAAGUGCGCACAAAGUCAAAAAUCGCAGUGGAAUUUGCGCCACCACGGUGGCUGUCAAGAGUCGCGAUCAGAUACAGUAUGAAGCUGAAUUGCGAUUUGAUCGGGAGCCAGUGGCGCUGGGGGGCGACUUUGGAGCCUCUGACGGUCAACUAUAACUCAUGUUUUAUAAAUGCAGUCAAAAAUCUUGAUGUUGAGGGUGUGCGAACGUCGUUCGCAGAAGGUCUAGCCAAACCAACGCAUUACAUGUUAGAUGGCUUUGGUCAGCCCAUGCCUUGGUAUUGGCAUGCCAGCGUGCGAACCUACACUGAUCAUGCUUAUCAUCAAUUAUCUUUGAUGUUCGAAUUUCUGGGGGAAAACGGUCUUCCGCGCCAGGAAUUUUUCUUCUCGAGGCUCCUGCAGAAGACGGCACUCGACGAGCGAAACCUUCUACGGAACCAUGUAAACAGCUACCUAAAACAUGGUGGCAGAUUCUUGACGGCGCAAUCAGGAGUCUUUGAGCAUGUCUUUAUCCGAAGUUCACUGGGCCGUAUUGACUGGUUUCCGGACUUUUUAUUCAACUCAUCGGAACCAUGGCUGAUAGAUGACUUCUCGUCAUUACAGAUACGUCUCAUAGGCAUCUUAGCCCAUGUAGACGCAGUCUUUCAUAAUCGGCUGAAGAGAGAACUGGCUAGCUACCGUACGACGGCUUCAUUAGGUCGAACACCUUUUGUGGACAAUCUGUUUGAAAUUACCUUCGGUACAGCUUCCAUCGAAAGUCACUUUCGUACAUUAUCACAAGAUCAGCCGUAUCAUUUCUUGUCACUGUUAUGCAGAGCAGGCGCAAUUGUGAUGAUGAAAAUCUUUAUCGCAGUUGGGUUUGAUGUCAAUGGAGGCAGCUGGAGGACCAACUUACUAGGAAAUGCAGCAGCGACCGAGAACAUAGAAGUUGUUUGCAUGCUCCUUGAAGCCGGUGCAAAUGGCUCUUUAGCCUUGAAGAUCUUCCUGGAUGAAAGCGAGCAUCUCUCCGAUGCACUUUUCAGGCGACUUCUUGGAAUGCUAGUGGGAACUGCCGGGCCUGCAUCAUUUGAGUCGAUCCAAGACCUUUUGUGUAGUAUCUUAAAAUCGCGUAGGGCGCUCCAUCUCCACCCUAAGGCGCCAGAAAUCCUUCUCAACCGAAAAGGUUUCGGAGGAGGAACUAUCAACCAAGCCCCUUGGAGAGAGUACUGGUACAAUUACAUGUUUCUUGCUAUCUCAGGAAAAAGAUCUUUCAUGGUCGACCUUCUCCUGCAAAAUGGAGCACAUGCCAACGCUCAAAUAUCACAUUUUAUUGAUUGCAAAGGGUGUUGGUUCGAAUCAUGUACAUGGAUAACAUUUUCCGUAAUGUACGGUGCGGCAUCUUGUACUGAUGUUCUCAUUCAACAUGGGGCAGAUGUCACUGCUUUGGAUGGAGCUGACAGGUCUGCAAUUCAGCUGGCCAGAAUUAACGCGUCGGCUUCACAUCCUCGCCGUCCGUCUUUCGGCUCAUGGUGGACCGUCACAGCUGAAGAAGACGCAGAGACUUUAGUUGCGGCGGAGCGGGCCUUCGGCCUCAAACUUCAGGGCACAACGAACCUAGAACACUACAUUCAACUCAGCAACGAACCCACUCUUCAACUUCCCCCACGGCAAGACGAACCUGUGUCGAUACUUCGAAAGACGUUGGAAAGGGCUCUUGCAACCGUUCUCACUCCAUUUCAAACAGCGAUCCUCCAUGACCGUCUCAGGGUUCUCUAUCUUGAUAUCAGAAAAACUUGGUCGUUGCCGUUCUAUGAAGCCUUACUCAUGAGAUUCAUCUACGUCUUGUCAUACAUACUAGUUCUUGCUUGGUUGAUAUACGCCUUCAUCAAAGGCCACAAGCGCAUCCCAAUGCCAUCUAGGUCUCUUCUGUCCGCGGCCGCGCGCCUGAAAGGGGUCCGCGGACUCGGUGUGCAAACUCAGAAGGAGUUGCAGAUCGAGCAGGCGGGGAUGCUGGGUCGGGGGCAUCGGGAAAUUCAACACCGGCUUCGCAAGAGAAGAGGGGGAAGCGCAGGCACUGCUCGAUUAGAAAUUAGAGACCAAGAAGCUCAGGCGAACGUUCACAUGGCGCAUGUCGGAGGUCUUAGUAUGAAAAGCUGGGAGCUGAUAUCGAAGCUUCCAUCUACCGUCGACGAAAUCUAUGAAUUCUUUACCCCAUCAGGCUGUGGUGCAGCUGCUUCCAAGUCUGCGAGCGAGACCGCUGUGGGGGUGGCAGCUGCCUUUCCAGCCGUGCCUUCCAUCGGAGCAGCAGGUGCAUCAGCGGCCGUGGUAGCCUCAAUGAACGCCGCAGACGCUGCGGUAAGCUCACUAACAUUGUCAUCAUCAUUGGCCUCACUCUCAUCCUUCUCCUCGUCUCUUUCAUCAGCGACGGCGUCUUCCACCCUGUUCAGCGCGGUGUCAAAAUCAACCACUACCUUGCCUUUCACAUCUAAUAAUAAGCCGCAAGAUCAUGUCAUACGGCAAACAAUUGCUGGUGGCAUCGCAGUCCCAAUUGUCGUGAUUGCAGCUACCUUUUUCAGAGUGUGGGCUGGGCGGAAAUCUCACAAGAGGAACCGGGGUACGGUCGUGGAGGCGACGCCUCCCGAUGAAAAACAGGUUUGA
Molecule: messenger RNA, 3636 nt
Organism: Letharia lupina
Lineage: Eukaryota; Fungi; Ascomycota; Lecanoromycetes; Lecanorales; Parmeliaceae
Exons: 6
Coding region: 1-3636 (1211 amino acids)
Source: RefSeq, a predicted model, not a curated record